Molecule: messenger RNA, 1485 nt
Organism: Gossypium arboreum
Lineage: Eukaryota; Viridiplantae; Streptophyta; Magnoliopsida; Malvales; Malvaceae
Exons: 4
Coding region: 673-1485 (270 amino acids)
Source: RefSeq, a predicted model, not a curated record
AAAAAGAAAAUAUCGUCAAGGGAAUCUUAGGAUGGGGUCUCAAAUGCUCCAACUAAUUGUACCAAAAGAGGUUUAAAAGAAAACAGCAAUAAAUUUGAAUAAACAAGGAAAAAAGCUAAGCUUCAUGAGAUGCUUAGAGGGACUCAAAAGGGGGAAUGUUAUGACCCAUGAUUUUUUGGGAGGGAGUGGUUGCCCACCAGCUAGGCAAGGGUUGUCAAUUAUCAGCGGCAGUCCAUGGGGGGAUGCAUUGUAGCAAAACAAAACACAUGGAGAGAGGUGAUUUGAGUAUGAAUGUGUGUUCUUUGUUGUUUUGUUGCUUUUAUUGGCCACAUGUUGGAUUUGAGUUGAUGCAUCACUCCACUUGUAUGGUUCAUAACCAUACUUGAAAGCUUCUUCCUCUUACAUGCCGUCCAUUUUCUGUUUUUCUUUUAAGUUUGUGGAUUUCCAGAAUGUUGAAUAUUUUAAAAAACCCAAAUUUAAUGGACAAAAACCAUUCAUUUGACACAUAUUAAAAUCUUUUUCUUUUGGGGGUUGAAUAGUCAAGUUUGAUUUCCUCUUUUAUUCCAUAGUCCAAAAUCAUGGGGUUGAUCUUCGGGUUUUUUACUAAAAAAAUAUAAAAAAAAUUAAAAAAUUCGAAAAUAAUAUAUAAAAAAAUGUAAUUACGAAAAUGGUAUGUUAGGGUGGUCACGCCAAUCUGACAGGCGGCACCACCCUGAUAAACAGUACCAAACAGUAAAAAAACGAAAAAAAAAGGGACAUGUUGGUGCCAGAGGCGGCACCAGUGUUGCCUCUGGCAGAGGCGGCACCGGUGUCUGCUUUUGGUCCGAUUUGACCCCUCAUGCAGAGGGGUUUUGUUAUUUUGUUUGGGGGACCAUAAUAUAUGGUCCCCAAGCUUCAUUUUCAGCAAAGAAAAAGAGAGAAGAAGGGAAGAAGGAAGAAGGAAGAAGAGAAGAAGAAGAAAGAAAAAGAAGGAGAGGAGGAGAAGGAGGCCUGCGGCUGAGAGAAGAAAAAAGAAAAAGAAAAAGAGAAGGAGAAGAAGAAGAGGGAAGGAAAAAGAAGGAAAGAAAAAGAUGGAGUAUUUAUCCGGGUAUCGGGAGGUCGUACACUGUCCCGAUAUAUCGUCUGAUGAUUGAACAACAUGCCGGGGAAGGGUUUAUAUGGAUGCCAUACCGUAGACCAGAAAUUGCGGCUAUUAUACCCUCGUCUGCCUACGUUGAUUCUCAGUUGUGGUGCACAAACGCACCAAUUAUUAGUUUCAAUGUAGUCGAGUGGUACCACGGAGAUCGAGUACUACGACAGUUUGGUUGCAUCCAGUACAUCCCGGAUCCGCCAAUGCAGGUGGGGGAGGAGGUUCACGGUAAGAACAAGAGAGGGAGACAUGGACAGCAUUGGGGGGUUACGCACCGGAGAUAUAUUGCGGUGUGGGAGAGUCGGAUGGCUCGAAGACCUCAGAUGGAUAUGUCUUCCAAUUUCAUCCAUCGUUAG